AUGGGUGUGAUUGCUAUCUGCAUUGUUUCGCUUAGAGGAGAGAUUGGGUGCAUCGUGAAGAGCUCUCUUGUCUCAUACCACCGUAUUUCAUCUCUGCUGCGAUCCUUCUCCGAUACCAUGGAGGAUAUCCGUAUAUCUUGCCGCAGUGCCAAUCGUAGUGUCUUGGGAGGAAAGCAGAUCGAGGACGUGUUCCCCAUCGCCCAGCCCAUUCCCAUGGUGGUUGGUGCGUAUCGUUUGCUGUAUCAGCUGAUUAACGAUUUCUACAUUGUGGUCGUGGAUCUGGACCACCACUCGCCGUUCCUUGCGAUGGAUGUUCUGAGCAAGGUGCGCGAGGUCAUUUACCAAGUCAUGAAGGGCAAUCCCGAGUAUAAACUGGUGGAGAUGAACAAGAUUGUGUUCUACUACGCCUUCCGUCGCUGCAUCAACGGCAUGGAAGGUCUCUCCGUGCUGGACACGCCUCUUCGACAGAUUCGCCUGGCCAACGACCCUCUCUUCAGCGAGUACACCACCGACAACACUCUCUACGACAUCAACGACAUCAAUCAUGAGCGCGAGAUCUCCCACGAGCUCCAGGACUACCGUCUCGACGCCUGGGACGCCGUUCUGCAGAUGGACUGCCGUCUCCCCGCGGAAAUCAAGCGCAUCGCGAAGCAGGACCAGAAGAAGGAGCCGUACGACGAAUUCUUCGACGUGACCACGGAGCUGCCGAACCACCUGGUCCCCGCGACCGCCGUGACGCCGAUGGCGGAGCUGAUCGUCGACGAGUCCUUCGAGGCGGGUCCGGCCAUGCAGCGUCUCACCGCGGUGGAAUCGGCGCUCGGCGCGACGCUCACGCCGCAGGACUUCGCCGCGUUCCGCGCCGAGCCGCUGCUGCCCGCGUCGGCGGCGGUGUGCAGGCCGCUGGGGCUGGACGCGGAGGGCCGGGAGAAGGAGGCGGAGGCGGAGGACGCGGCCGGCGCGGCGGAGGAGAAGGAGGAGGAGGACGUGGAACUCGCCGUCGGCGCGGCGGAACCCAUCGCCGUGGGCGUGCCGGCGCCCAACGCGGGCGGCAGAGCCGUCAACGUGGACACGGGCAGCGAGGUGAAGACCGCCGACGCGAACGUCGCUGCGGUGCCCGCGGCUCCCACGGCUCCCGCGGGAAAGGAAGCGGUGGGCGAGGAAGCGGAGGCGGAGGAACUGAACGUGGUGCAGGUGAGUGGAACCGUGGAAGAAACGGUGAAAGCCUUACAGACUCCCGAGGGAAUCGCGAAGGUGCUGCUGGAGGGAACCAUCGCGGUGCGACCCUUCGGCAUCGCCGGCGACCUCACCGCCAUCCCGCUCAUCAUCCGCAAUGCCGCCUACACCUUCACGCCGAUCAACGGCGUGUGCGAGCUGGUCAAGGACGACGGCCCGGUCAAGACGUUCCGCGUGAAACUCCCGCUGAACACGACGGAACCGCGGGAAGUGCUGCGGUACGAGGGACCGAUGGCGGCGGAGAGCGCGCCGCUGACCGCGCGGCCGCUGUCGCUGCGCGAGGGCAACGUGACGACGGUGAAUAUGGCGGUGAACGCGAGCGCGCGGCUGCAGGCGGAGAUCACGGCGAUGAACUUAAUGAUCGCCCCGCCCCUGCUGAACGAGAAGGGCGAUGGCACGAAGCCGCACGGCAUCAACCCGAAGGGCGCGUUCCUGAAGCAGUCGCAGCGAAUUCGAUGGAAGGAUCAGAUCGUCGACAUCGGCGCAGAAGUCGUCUAUGCCGGGCAGUUGAUCGAGACGGUCGAGCCGGAGCGCAAGGACAAGCGGGACUGGGAGUAUUGCCAGGCCAGCGCCGACGGACAGUUCCUGGGCAUCUUGUCGGGCAUCUCGCCGGCGAUCGGGGAGGACGUGGACGAGCACUUGCACUGCACGUACCAGAAGCACGAGUUCCUUGCGUCGAGCCACUUCAAGUAUCAGUUCAAGCCGUAG
This is a messenger RNA of Blastocystis hominis, 1941 nucleotides long. RefSeq lists its product as hypothetical. The transcript is spliced from 7 exons. The record is from RefSeq and is a predicted model, not a curated record. The coding region runs from base 1 to 1941 and encodes 646 amino acids. NCBI's taxonomy places the organism in Eukaryota, Bigyra, Opalinata, Blastocystidae.